Messenger RNA from Ricinus communis (castor bean), 3469 nucleotides. Its product is annotated as probable LRR receptor-like serine/threonine-protein kinase At3g47570. Gene Ontology annotation, molecular function: ATP binding; protein binding; protein kinase activity. NCBI's taxonomy places the organism in Eukaryota, Viridiplantae, Streptophyta, Magnoliopsida, Malpighiales, Euphorbiaceae. Gene Ontology annotation, biological process: protein phosphorylation. The record is from RefSeq and is a predicted model, not a curated record. Bases 124 to 3168 code for a protein of 1014 amino acids. The transcript is spliced from 3 exons.
CAACUGGUUGAACGUAAAGAAUCCGUCUAUGUUGCAGAAAUCUUUUGCCAGAGACAUGUGUAUAAACGCCAUAAACUUUAAGUUUAAAGCCACAGUCUUUCCUCUACCAUAACCUAAAACGAAAUGGGGCUUUUCUGCAAGAAUUUGUGGCUUUCUGUACGCACUUUUGCUCUUGUUAGCCUUGGCUACUUUAUCUCAACUAGCUGUGCCAUGGUUACUAGCAACGAAACUGACCUCCAUGCCUUGCUUGAAUUCAAAGCCAAAAUAACUCAUGAUCCUUUUGGUGUCCUAAGCUCAUGGAAUAAUACCAUCAACUUCUGUCAAUGGCAUGGUGUCACAUGCGGUCGUCGUCAUCAGAGGGUGACUAAGUUAGACCUGCGAUCCCUGAAGCUUGCAGGCUCUAUAUCACCAUCCGUUGGCAAUUUGAGCUUUCUGAGGGAAUUGAAUCUUCGAAACAAUAGCUUCAGCCAUGAAUUCCCUCAAGAGAUUAACCAUUUGGGUAGAUUGGAGAUACUCGACUUGAGCAACAAUUCAAUUAGCGGGCACAUGCCAGCCAAUAUAUCAAGUUGCUCUAACCUUAUUUCCGUCCGGCUUGGUCGCAACCAGAUAGAAGGAAACAUUCCUGCACAAUUUGGCCACUUGUUUAAUCUCCAAAUUCUUUAUGUUCACAAUAACAAUCUAACAGGAAGUAUCCCUCAUUCUCUUGGGAACUUAUCUUAUCUUUUAGCUCUUUCUCUUUGUGACAACAAUUUGGUUGGGACGAUUCCUUAUACUAUAGGACAACUGAUGAAUCUUACUUUCUUAAGUUGUUGUUCGAAUAGGUUGUCAGGUGUCAUCCCUUCCUCGGUUUUCAAUCUCUCUUCUAUAGGGACUUUAGACAUAUCUGGGAACUAUUUUCAUGGAAGUCUUCCUUCAGAUUUAGGCAUCUUUCUUUCCAGUAUCCAACGUUUUAAUGCAUUUAGUAACUUGUUCACUGGUCGCAUUCCUUCAUCAAUUUCCAAUGCUUCAAAUCUAGAGAUCCUCGCGUUGGAUAUAAACAAAUUCAUUGGAGAUGUGCCAUCUCUGGAAAGGUUACCUAGGCUUCAGUGGCUACUUCUUACUAGCAACUAUCUAGGAAACGGGAAAGUUGACGACUUGAGCUUUCUCUACUCCUUAACCAAUAGCAGUGAAUUAGAAAUUCUGGGUAUAAAUGGGAAUUACUUUGGAGGGAGUAUUCCUAGCGUUAUUUGCAAUUUUUCAACUAGUCUGAUAUAUUUGUUUAUGGAUAACAAUCACCUGACGGGAAGCAUCCCAUCCGGGAUUGGAAAUCUUGUCAGCUUGCAGGAUUUUGAGGUGUGGAAUAACCAACUCUCUGGUUUCAUUCCGCCUACUAUUGGAAAGCUUCAAAAUCUACGAGUACUGGAUUUCAGUUCAAACAAGUUCUCUGGCCAGCUUCCAACCUCUUUGGGGAACUUGACAAAUUUAAUUCAGCUCAUUGCAAGUGAAAAUAAUCUUGGGGGUAACAUGCCCUCAAAUCUUGGCACAUGCGAAAACUUGCUUCUAUUGAAUCUCUCUCAUAAUCAUCUAAGUGAUGCCAUACCCCCACAACUUCUAAAUCUCACAUCAUUAUCCCUAUACCUAGAUCUGUCUGAUAACCAAUUGACAGGAACUGUACCUGUGGAAGUUGGAAAUUUGAAAAGCCUAGGACAGUUAGAUGUUUCCAAUAACAAGUUAUCAGGAUGGAUUCCAAGCACUCUUGGCAGUUGUAAAAGUUUAGAAUCACUCCACAUGAAAGGAAACAAUUUCCAAGGGCUCAUUCCUUCAUCUUUGGGAUCACUUAAGGCUCUUCAGGUUUUAGAUUUAUCACAUAACAAUUUGUCAGGUCAAAUUCCAGAAUUUUUGUCACAAAUAGUCCUGCUGCAGUUGAACUUGUCUCACAACAAUUUUGAAGGUCCAGUACCUGCUAAAGGUGUCUUUAGAAAUGUGAGUGCUACUUCACUUGAAGGAAACAAUAAACUUUGUGGGGGAAUUCCUGAAUUCCACUUGGCUCCAUGUAUUUCCACAAGGCAUAAGAAAAGUGGAUUGACUCAUAAUUUGAGAAUAGUUGUUGCCACUGUAUGUGUCCUGGUAGGCGUUACAUUGUUGUUGUGGGUUAUAGUAGUUUUCUUUUUGAAGAAGAAGCGAAGGAAGGAAUCUUCUUCAAGCUUUUCAGAGAAGAAAGCUUUGGAACUAUCCUACCAUACUCUUUAUAAAGCUACUGAUGGAUUUUCUUCAGCUAAUACGCUCGGUGCGGGAAGUUUUGGAACUGUUUUUAAGGGAGAACUUGGCGGGGGAGAAACUUCUAUUGCUGUCAAGGUGUUCAACCUUAUGCGUCAUGGAGCUUUCAAGAGUUUCAUAGCUGAAUGUGAAGCCUUGAGAAACAUCAGACAUCGGAAUCUUGUAAAGGUGCUGACCGCGUGCUCAAGUGUGGAUUAUCAGGGAAAUGAAUUUAAGGCUCUGGUUUAUGAGUUCAUGGUUAAUGGAAGCCUGGAGGAGUGGCUGCAUCCACCUGAUGAAGCAAAAGCCAUACCGAGGAAUAACUUGAAUAUUCUACAAAGACUGAAUAUUGCGGUUGAUGUAGCUUGUGCACUUGAUUAUCUCCAUAAUCAUUGUGAAACACCAAUCAUUCAUUGUGAUCUCAAACCGAGCAAUAUUCUUCUUGAUAACGAAAUGACAGGGCACGUAGGAGACUUUGGGUUGGCUAAAUUCUAUCGGGAACGAAGUCAUCAAUCAAGUUCCAUUGGAAUAAGAGGAAGUCUUGGUUAUGCUCCUGCUGAGUACGGUACGGGCAAUGAGGUGUCAACAAGUGGUGAUGUCUAUAGUUAUGGCAUUCUGUUACUGGAAAUUUUCACUGGAAAGAGGCCUAUGGAUGACUGGUUCAAUGAAGAUGUUAGCCUUCAUAAUUAUGUCAAGAAUGCAUUGCCUGAACAAGUGGUAGAGAUUUUGGAUCCCACUCUUUUUCAGGAAGGAGAAGGAGGGAUAAGCUUGAUCAGAAGAAGCAACGCAAGCAUUAACAGAACAAUGGAAUGUCUGAUUUCGAUAUGUGAAAUUGGAGUAGCUUGUUCUGCUGAAACGCCAGGAGAAAGAAUGAACAUUUGUGACGUUGCAGGUCAGCUGGUUUCAAUCAGAAACAAACUUCUCAGAAACUAGAAUUAAUAUCCGGUACACGGGUUAAGGAUAUGGAUGUUGAAAAGGUUUCCAAGUGUUCCUGCUACUUCUAUCAGUUUGUCUUUCUUUGCCUUUUGCAAUUUUUCCAAGAGUAUUAUUGUGCCAUGUAUCAUUUAUCAUUUUGUUCAAUUCAGUGUUUGUGUAUUAUAUCAAAUUACUGCCAAAACUUACGAAUUUAUGGACAAUGUCUAAUUAACAUUCCCGAAUGCAAGUGAUUGAAUUUGCAGAAUGCUAAAUUUCUUUUCUUUUUAAUGAAAAAAAAAAAAAACCCUUUCCAUUUUGA